AUGACUCAGGCUCAGAUGCAGCGCUCCGAAAACAUGAACAUGUUUAACUCGGGUGGAAUGAGCAACCCUAACACCGAGACCAUGAUCGACUCUUACCAACCUUUGGACCCUGUCACCGCUUCGUUGGGCGACUACAACCGCUCCAUGCUGCAGUAUACUCAGCGUCAGAUGUCUACCUUUGUCGACACUGAUGACUCUCACCAUCGCAAAAGCUCUAGCAGCCGCAGUAGUCAGAGCAGUGGCCAGAGUGGUCGCACUAGUGUCUCUGGCCUUGCUCGUCAAGCCAAUGGACCUCCUACUUCUAUCAACCAUGCUGCUCAAAUUGCCGAGAACAAGGUCUCUGGUCGCGAUAUGGCUACCAAGUCUGAAUUUUAG
Penicillium nucicola is the source of this 375-nucleotide messenger RNA. RefSeq lists its product as uncharacterized. Lineage: Eukaryota; Fungi; Ascomycota; Eurotiomycetes; Eurotiales; Aspergillaceae. The transcript has a single exon. The coding region runs from base 1 to 375 and encodes 124 amino acids. The record is from RefSeq and is a predicted model, not a curated record.